Molecule: messenger RNA, 1809 nt
Organism: Australozyma saopauloensis
Lineage: Eukaryota; Fungi; Ascomycota; Pichiomycetes; Serinales; Metschnikowiaceae
Product: rRNA (cytosine-C5-)-methyltransferase
Exons: 1
Coding region: 1-1809 (602 amino acids)
Biological process (GO): rRNA base methylation; maturation of LSU-rRNA
Cellular component (GO): nucleolus
Molecular function (GO): rRNA (cytosine-C5-)-methyltransferase activity; RNA binding
Source: RefSeq, a predicted model, not a curated record
AUGGGAAGAAGAGCUAAAAACAAACAGGGGGCCCCUCCUUCAUUGGACGCCUUCCUCGACAAAAAGGAGAAAAAAACUCUGAAGCCAGAGAAAAAAUCCGCCAAGCCUGCUCGUGCUGCUCCCGCUCCAAAGAGAUCCAAGUCUCGUUCCGAUGAGGGUCUGCGCAAGACAAAGAAGGCCAGACCCGAUGAGGAAACAAUUCCCGAUGAUCUUCCCGAGGUAGAUCUUGAAGAGUUGGCAUCUGCCAAGAAGACACUUUUCGAUGACGAUGAGGAGGAUGCUGCAGACCUCGAUUUGGAGGACAACGAUGAGUACCUCGAUGAGUCUGACGAAGAGGCCCGCGCCAGACCAAUGUUCUCUGACGAUGAGGAUAACGAUGAGCUAGAAAACUUGAAUGCCGAAAAUAUGGAGGCAUUCUCCAAACAGCUUGACGAGGAGGAGGCCGAAGAGGCCGAAGAGGCCGAGUUGGAGUUGGUUCAAGGUGCAGCUCAGCCCAGAGCCAAGGUGUUGCCUAGCGCUGAGGAAGAGGAGGAGAUGGCCCAGAAGCCAUUGGACGUUACCUCCGUUAGAACCCGUAUGCUCGAAAUCGUCAAGGUUUUGGAGAACUUCAAGGAAUUGGCCGAGGAGGGUAAGUCUCGUGCCGAGUAUACCACCAGAUUGCUUAAGGAUGUCUGUGAGUAUUUCGGCUACUCCGAGUUCUUGGCUGACAAGCUUUUCAAUUUGUUCUCUCCCUCCGAGGCCAUGGAGUUUUUCGAGGCCAACGAGGUCGCUAGGCCUGUCACCAUCAGAACUAACACAUUGAAGACUAGAAGAAGAGAUUUGGCGCAAACCUUGGUCAACCGUGGUGUGAACUUACAGCCCAUCGGUGCAUGGACCAAGGUCGGUUUGCAGAUCUUCGAUUCGCAAGUCCCAAUUGGUGCUACUCCAGAGUACUUGGCUGGUCACUAUAUUCUACAAGCAGCAUCUUCGUUCUUGCCCGUCAUGGCUUUGGACCCACAGGAAAACGAGCGUAUUUUGGACAUGGCUGCCGCUCCCGGUGGUAAAACUACCUACAUCUCUGCCUUGAUGAAGAACACUGGUUGUGUGUUCGCUAACGACGCCAACAAGGCUAGAACCAAGUCCUUGAUCGCAAACAUCCAGCGUUUGGGUUGCAAAAACACCAUUGUAUGCAACUACGAUGCUCGUGAGUUCCCUAAGGUCAUUGGUGGAUUCGACAGAAUCUUGUUAGACGCUCCAUGCUCUGGUACCGGUGUCAUUGCAAAGGACGAGUCUGUUAAACAAUCGCGUACUGAGAAGGAUUUCAUUCAAAUUCCUCACUUGCAGAAGCAGUUGCUUUUGAGUGCCAUCGACUCUGUUGAUGCGGGCUCUGCUACUGGUGGUGUGAUUGUGUAUUCUACCUGUUCGAUUGCCGUCGACGAAAACGAGGCUGUUGUUGACUACGCUUUGAGAAAGAGACCUAACGUCAAGCUUGUCGAAUCUGGUUUGCAAAUUGGUAAGGAGGGUUUCACCUCGUACAGAGGAAAGCACUUCCACAACUCGCUUUCAUUGACUAGACGUUACUAUCCUCACACUUACAACGUGGAUGGAUUCUAUGUUGCCAAGUUCAAGAAGACUGGUCCUUCCACUCAUGACAUCACCAAAUCUGGUGCCAAGGAGAAGGAGGCGUUGGCUAGAUCCGAAGCCGAGGAAGAGGGUAUCAUUCACGAUGACUUCGCUGAGUUCGAGGACGAUGAAGAUAAGGAAUUGAUCGACAAGACGAUCAAGAGAAGCAUGAAGAGAAAGGGUAUCAACCCAAACGCAAAGAAGUAG